Molecule: messenger RNA, 2532 nt
Organism: Tetrahymena thermophila SB210
Lineage: Eukaryota; Ciliophora; Oligohymenophorea; Hymenostomatida; Tetrahymenidae
Product: progesterone immunomodulatory-binding factor 1, putative
Exons: 11
Biological process (GO): cilium assembly
Cellular component (GO): centriolar satellite
Source: RefSeq, a predicted model, not a curated record
AUGGCUGCUCCUAACAGGCAAUAAGAUUUAUUAAAGUUGAUGAAAGAAAACAAUAUUGAUAGAAAUCAAUUUUCAGAAGAAGAGCUCAAAUUAAUUGAGAAUGGAGGGAUUUCUCUUAGCGAAAGUGAAGUUGAUAUUGAUCAUGAUAGCUUAAGAGAAUCUCUUAAUAGUUCAAGAAUCAUGAAGCAAGAAAUAGAUAUCAAUAAAAUUUAAAAUAAAAAAGCUCAAAAUGUCUCAUUUCGUAGCAACCCAAUAGUUUUACACAAUACUCAUGUAAGAAUGCAUCCUUCUGAAGCUAAUUCAUUUAGUUAAAACCCACCAGUAAAUGGACCUGGUAUCGGAUUUACAUCUUAAACAAGCGCUUAGCUUUAGGAAUUAGAUGCUCUCAAUUUAAAAGCUAAAUAUACCUCAAUUAUUAGUAUGCUAGAGAAAUAAAACUAAUUUUUGAACAAUGAAGUGUAACGUAUGAAGGUUUAAUUUGACUAAGAAAAGAUAAUAAUUCAUAAUGAUCAUAAAAGAGAGGAAGAAAGAUUAUUGAAUGAAAUUAAAAAUUUAAGAACCAAGGCUAUUCAUAUUGAAGGCUAAAUUCCUUUAAUAAAAGAAGCAUUAGCUUAAGUUAGAGAUAUGCUCUCAGGUUUAGUACCAGAGAAUGUCUACCUUCGUUUGAGGGAUUUGCCUGAAAAAGAUUUACCAACUAAUGAGUGGAUACUCGUAAAUGUUUGGGAAAUGGUUUAUCCCUUUAAGAAGGAGAGUGAAUUAUAAAAAAAAGAAAUUAAUAGAUUAAGGGAUGAGCUUAAAAGAAACGGUGACAAACAAUCAUAAUUAUUAAGUGAAUUAGAACACACAAAUCGUAUGCUUAAUGAUAAAGAUGAGGAUUAUAAAAGACACACUUUGAAUUAUGACAAUGCAAGAAGAAUGUUGGAGUUAGAACUUGUUAAACAAUAGGAAGAACUCGAUAUUUUUAGAGAAAAAGCUAGUUCUUAUGAUGAAUUAAUGAGAAAAUUCAAGCAGGUUGAAUAAGAAAAGCUAUUGUUAGAAGAAAAAAUUGGUUUCUUUAACUAAGAUUCAGAUGGAAAACACGUUUUGAGUGAUGUUUACAAGACUACUGAUGAUUUGAGAAGAAAGAAUGAUCUCUUAGUUCAAGAUAAGGAUUACUUGACUAAGGAAAACAUUUAACUUCAUGAAAAGAAUAAACGUUUGGAAGAUAGAAUUGAUAGAUUGGAAAAAGAUUUAAUUGAAGCUAAAGACUAAGCUUAAGAAUAUCUGUUCUAAUUGCUUAAUCACAAAAAUGCAACUACAGUUGACUUCGAAAAACGUAUUCAUAAAGAAAUCUCUGAACUUAGAGAAAAGCAUGCUUUCGAAAUAGAAACAACUAAAAAUAAUUUGGUUGAAAUUUAUGAAAAGCAAAUUCGCUUCUUAAGAGAUGCUAAAGAAGAAGUAGAUAUCAAAAGUGAGAGUUUGACUGGAUAGCUACGUGAAAAAUAGAGUGCUUAUGAAGGUCUUUUAAUAGAAAAUAGAACUUUGCAAAAAAGAGUUGAAAGUGAUAUGGCUGAAUUGAGAAUUUAGGUGAGACUUAAAUCAGAAGAACUUGAAAGAAUUUCUAAUUUGUAUGAAGAAAAUCUAACAAAUAUCAAAGCUUAAAGGUUAGAAAAUGAAAUGUUAAGAGAAAAGAUGAUAGUCUUAAGACAAGAAUACUACAAAGCUGAAAAUUCUCAAAAAGAAGAAUAUGCAUAGCUUAAGGCAGAGUUAGCAGUUUCCAAGGAGUAACUUAGAAACUAUGAACUUAUGGAGAAGGAAAUAGAUGAUGCAGUUAUGGGAUUAGCUGGAAGCUCUAAUCCACAUGAUCCUGAUAACAUAUACAUGCAAACAAUUUAAAGUGCCCCUACAUCAAACAAAAGAAGAAUCAGAUAGGCUAUCAAUCUUGCCCAAAGAUUAUAGGCUAAAUAAAAGGAGACAGAGUUGCUUUAGUCAUAACUCAAGUUAAAGACAGAGGAAUUAGAAAAAGCAUAGGAAGAACUUAGAAUUACAAGAGAGUUGGUAGACAGAUCAAGUUAACCAUACUCAUUUGUUAUAUCAUAAAUCGAAGAAAAAGAAAAAGAAAUUUUAUAAUACAAGCAAUCACUUAAAAAGUCAGACUAAGACUACUAAAAUUUAAAAGCAGAAUACAAUGUUUUAAGAGAAUAAUACGAGCGUGUAGAAGGGGAUGUUAAGAAACUUCUAAUAAGAAGAGAAAAUAUUUAAAAUAUAUAAACUCUAUUAAUCAGAUUAGCUUAAGCAGAUAAAGAUAAUGUCUAAUCAAAUGUUAGAGAUAUAUUACAAGAAAUACAUGAAAUAUUAUCAAACAAGCCUAAUAUAGAUCCUAUAUAAUAUAGCUAGAACACAAAAACAAUUCCUAAAAAAUCAGCAGAUUUAAAUGCUAGCAGAGUAGAUUAAAAUACCUCUUAAUAUUAAAGUGCGUAUAAUUAAGUUCAAAGUAGCUAAUCUGGAAUUCCAGCUUGGGCUAGUAAACUUAAAUCUAAAUUAAAUAAGUGA